AUGGCUGAGAAACAGCGUACCACGGUUGAUAAAAGACGUUCGAGUCUACCGGUCGUCACAGAAACGCAAGACGACACCACUGUCCAUGUUGUCCGUCGUGGUGAAGAAAUCGAAGAUGAUACGUCGCUGGAGAGCGAGAUUGUCGGAUACGAUGCUGAGCGGAUGAAGGCUCGGAGCCUGUUGAGCGAGGCUGAGGAGAAGAAGCUCAUGCGGAGGGUCGACUGGCAUCUUAUGCCAUUCUGUAGUAUCAUGUUCUUGCUCAAAAAUAUGGACUACCAAAACGCGGCCAAUGCCAGAAUCAUGAACAAGGCAACCCCCCAGAACAUUCUUACACAGCUUCACGUGAGCUCGAACGACUACAACUGGAUUUCGACGAUCUAUUACGUCCCAUAUAUCGUAUUUGAGGCUCCCUCCAAUCUGUUCAUAAAGAAGAUACUCCCUUCGAGAUGGCAAUCUCGCAUAGUGGUCUCGUGGGGCAUUGCCAUCGCAUGCCAUGCCGCUGUCACCAGCAAGAGUGGUCUUUACACUGCACGCUUCUUCCUAGGCAUGUGCGAAGCAGGUAUGUUCCCUGGCGUGCUGCUGCAGAUGGUGUACUGGUAUCGGCCGGACGAGAUGAGCAUUCGGCUGCUCUAUUUCUAUGCCCUUGGCAACUUCUCGCAAGUCAUCAGCGGUGUCUUGGCAUAUGCUUUCGAUACGAUAUCUGGACGGAGCGGUCUUUCUGGAUGGCAGUGGUUGUUUCUUGUUGAAGGAGUCAUCACGAUCGCUUUCGGGAUUGCACUCUUCUUCAUCCUGCCGGACUUCCCAAAACAAGCGAAAUGGCUCACCGAGAAAGAAAAAGCAUUCAUCCAAGCACGCUUGCCGGGCAAUGCCCCUCGAGCUGAAGAACUCAACUUCAACUUCCGCGAAAUCCUUACCGCACUGAAAGACAAAAGAACGUGGCUGUUCACGCUUGUUUGGGCGACAAUGACAGUCGGGACCACGGGUCUGACGUUCUACCAGCCUACGGUCAUUGCAAAUCUGGGUUUCACCUCAAUCGCUAAGAGCCAGCUUCUCAACAUCCCGACGUCAUGCCUCUCGAUCCUCAUCAUCGCCACGUCCGGAUACUUUGCAGAUAGUGCAUGGCUGCCUCGACCCAUUCUUCCGCUCGGUUUCCUCGUUGCCAUCCUAGCAUGUUACAGUGUUCUGUAUACCUUUCCCAGCAAUGGCGGAGUCUACGCCGCGACUGUCAUUGCGAAUUCCUUCGCGCAGUCUUGGUAUCCCAUGAUGUGGCCGUGGCGCGUGCAAACGACAUCGAGGGCAACCGGCUCAGCAUUCGCGAUUGGAUUCGUGAACAGCUACGGACAGAUUGGUGGCGCCGUGGGACCGCAGAUCUUCCAGUCGAAGUACGCGCCUCAUUACACCACUUCAUUUGCAGUUGCCAUGGCUGUUCUUGGUGCUUGCAUCUUGGUCACUUGUGUGACAUGGUGGGUGACGCGGGAGACCGAGCGGCAGACGAGAAGGAUUAAGAAGCUGAGAAUGAAAGCUGCCAAGAGUGGAGCCGCAGUACUUGACGAUGUCAACUUCAAUGCAGACAUGAAGCACAGAGAGGACACUCGCAACGCGGCUUAG
This is a messenger RNA of Cladophialophora yegresii CBS 114405, 1608 nucleotides long. RefSeq lists its product as uncharacterized. The transcript has 8 exons. Gene Ontology annotation, molecular function: transmembrane transporter activity. Gene Ontology annotation, cellular component: membrane. Gene Ontology annotation, biological process: transmembrane transport. Lineage: Eukaryota; Fungi; Ascomycota; Eurotiomycetes; Chaetothyriales; Herpotrichiellaceae. Bases 1 to 1608 code for a protein of 535 amino acids. The record is from RefSeq and is a predicted model, not a curated record.